Orussus abietinus is the source of this 1883-nucleotide messenger RNA. RefSeq names its product general transcription factor IIH subunit 3 (gene Tfb4). Lineage: Eukaryota; Metazoa; Arthropoda; Insecta; Hymenoptera; Orussidae. The coding region runs from base 103 to 1014 and encodes 303 amino acids. Gene Ontology annotation, cellular component: transcription factor TFIIH holo complex; transcription factor TFIIH core complex. The record is from RefSeq and is a predicted model, not a curated record. Gene Ontology annotation, biological process: regulation of DNA-templated transcription; nucleotide-excision repair. The transcript has 6 exons.
AGGGGCGGUAGAAUUGGCUGUGGCAGUUUUGAACGGUUUCGAGUAGUUUUGAGUUUGUUUGCCGGUUUCAAGACAUUUGAGACAAAAUAUAAAUUAUUCGAAAUGCUGAAAGGACUAAUAUCGGAUACAAGUUCGACCAUAACUGUUGAAAUAGAGAAAAGUCUGUUGGUAGUUGUACUCGAUGUCAACCCUAUGCAAAGAAUCGUUAAACAAGAAACUAAAGUGUUAACGCAGUGCCUGGACUCUAUAAUAGUAUUCGCUAAUGCACAUCUGAUGCAGAAGUCAAAUAAUGAACUUGCCAUAAUGACAUGCGAUGCUUAUGGGUCUAAGUUUUUGUACCCUGACGAUAGACUAACCGAGGUUCGACAAGUCGAUGGUCAAUAUGAAAAAUUUACCCUGGUUGAACGCACUGUGAGACAGCGACUUCAACAGGCAAUUAAUGAAAUGCCUACCGAUAAGCCACAAUAUGUGGAGAGUUUAAUCUCUGGGGCACUCGCUAUUGGACUAUGUUACAUCUCAAGAAUGGAACAGGAAAAGGGCCCGGGUGAAAAGUUAAAUUCAAGGAUACUGGUAGUGACUGCCAGUAACGACUCGGCAUCGCAAUACAUGAACUAUAUGAAUAUAUUUUUCACUGCUCAAAAGAUGGGUAUUAUACUGGAUGUGUGCAGUCUCGAUCACGAGUUAACGUUGUUGGAACAAGGUUGUGACAUAACGGGUGGAAAUUAUUUGAAAAUUCCACAGGUUGCUGGUUUAUUACAAUAUUUAUUGUGGGUGUUUCUACCAGAUCCUAACAUACGAUCGAAGCUCGUUCUGCCACCACCGGUUAAAGUCGACUACAGGGCUGCUUGUUUUUGUCAUCAGGAGUUGAUCGACAUUGGCUACGUGUGCUCCGUGUGCCUCUCUGUUUUUUGCAAGUUCAGCCCAAUUUGCACAACUUGCCACACGGUAUUCAAGACCCCGGGACCGAUACCGAUGAAGAAGAAGAAGAAGAAGAACAUGGAUCUGGUGCACUGAAGCUGAAGUGACGAUAAAAAUAUUCAUAAGGUUGUACAUUUUAUUAUACGGAGUGAGGCUAAUUCAUAGGAGGAAUGUAAAUAGAUCGCUAUUCCAAAACGUUGCAAAACGGAGACAACAUCGUAUCUCGUAGAUAUCGCUGCACCCAAAGCGAGGGUCGCAGGACGGAGGCACAGGUUGCGAGUAAUUAAUUAACGCGGAGCCGGCUAAUAAAAGGAGUUGGCCCGGGUUGCCGCGGGACUUUAGCGGGGAAUAACGAAGGCUCUUUUCCGACUGGCCCUCGUCGUCGUCUGCAGCACCCUCGACCCUUGGCGAUAUCGGGAUUUAAAUGCCCGGAAAUGGGAUUCCGCUCGACCUCCUUGCAUCCCCGCUUGGACGGAAACCCCUCGGAGCCACUUAAGACUCUCGGCAUUCGCGAAUGAGCCGGUUAAUUAGCCGACUGCUCGAAUCAUUUAUAUAUUUCCCCUCUUGGGGGACCGAGAGAAGACUCUUCCUCGAGGAUGACGGUGACCCGCCACAUCUCGUUAUUCCGAGGAGGCGCUCUUCGCUGACGUCACCGCAUCCCAGGAUACGACUUGCUAAAAGAAGAGUUCACUGGGUUGACGGUGUCGAAAGUCCGCAGGAGAAUAGAUUAAGGCGGUAACGACGUCAGGAACGACUAUAGUGGGACUUGGAAAAGACCUCUCUCGAGAAGAAGAAGGAGAUCGGUUCGAACUCAGCCAUUUUGCCUUGCGAGAGCGACGUCUCGGAAGAAACGAAAGGAGCUGACGACAAGACUGGACAAUUUGUUAAUAUUCUUUUAAAGAAGCUCAAAAAUGUAUGUACUUGCGGUACCUAAGGUAUAAUAAACUGUAAAAUAAUUAAUGUAA